Molecule: messenger RNA, 3555 nt
Organism: Python bivittatus (Burmese python)
Lineage: Eukaryota; Metazoa; Chordata; Lepidosauria; Squamata; Pythonidae
Gene: BMP1
Product: bone morphogenetic protein 1
Biological process (GO): proteolysis
Molecular function (GO): calcium ion binding; zinc ion binding; metalloendopeptidase activity
Source: RefSeq, a predicted model, not a curated record
CUUUCCAUUUCUCUUCCCCCCCUCCCCUUUCCCAUUCUUGCUCCCCCCCCCCCCUCCCAGCUCCGUGGAGCAUUUCCCGGGACCUGCCAGCAUGUCUGCAUUCAGGGGGGGGCUACUAUUCCUUUCCUUCCUGGUGCUGGUCCUGGGACAAGCCAUGGAUUUUACAGAUUACAGCGAUGUCCUGGAAGAAGAAGAAGAAACAGAUCCAAUUGACUAUAAAGAUCCCUGCAAAGCUGCUGCCUUUAUAGGAGAUAUCGCGUUGGAUGAGGAGGACCUCAAGUUGUUCCAGGUGGACAGGAUUGUGGACCUCACACGACACACAAUUGAAAGAACUGCUACUAAUACUUCAGGGAAAGAUGCAAACAGCACCGCCAUCAGACCUGGAAGGCAGCAGAGGAGACGAUGGAAACAGGGCUGGGGACGGCCUCGGAGUCGGCGGGCUGCCACUUCCCGCCCUGAGCGGGUGUGGCCAGAUGGAGUAAUUCCUUAUGUGAUCAGUGGGAAUUUCACUGGCAUCCAGCGAGCUAUCUUUCGGCAGGCCAUGCGCCAUUGGGAGAAGCAUACCUGUGUCACCUUCUUGGAGCGAACCGAUGAAGAUAGCUACAUUGUGUUUACAAACAGGCCAUGUGGGUGCUGUUCCUAUGUGGGGCGCAGAGGAGGAGGACCCCAGGCCAUAUCUAUUGGGAAAAACUGUGACAAAUUUGGCAUUGUGGUGCAUGAGCUAGGCCACGUCAUUGGGUUUUGGCAUGAGCACACGCGCCCAGACCGGGAUGCUCAUGUGUCCAUUUUUCGUGAAAAUAUCCAACCAGGGCAGGAGUACAACUUCCUGAAGAUGGAAUUUGAAGAGGUGGAAUCCUUAGGCGAAACGUACGAUUUUGACAGCAUAAUGCACUAUGCCAGGAACACCUUUUCCAAGGGGAUCUUCUUAGACACCAUUCUUCCCAAAUAUAAUGUGAAUGGGAUGCAGCCCUCCAUUGGACAGCGAACCCGGCUGAGCAAAGGAGAUAUUGCCCAGGCACGCAAACUCUACAAAUGCUCUCUUUGUGGAGAAACACUGCAAGACAGUCAAGGAAAUUUCUCCUCACCUGAUUUUCCCAAUGGAUAUUCUGCACACAAGCAUUGCAUCUGGAGAAUAUCAGUCACUCCAGGGGAAAAGAUCAUGCUGAACUUUACAUCCCUGGAUCUAUACCGCAGCCGGCUAUGUUGGUAUGACUACGUGGAGGUGAGAGACGGGUUCUGGAGGAAAGCACCUCUACGAGGUAGGUUCUGUGGAAGUAAACUCCCAGACUCAAUUCUCUCCACUGACAGCCGCCUUUGGAUUGAAUUCCGCAGUAGCAGCAACUGGGUUGGCAAAGGAUUCUUUGCAGUCUAUGAAGCCAUCUGUGGGGGAGAUAUGAAGAAAGACAAUGGGCACGUCCAGUCUCCCAACUAUCCUGAUGACUAUCGACCCAACAAAUUGUGCACUUGGAAGAUCACUGUUUCAGAAGGAUACCAUGUUGGCCUCACUUUCCUGUCCUUUGAGAUCGAGCGUCACGACAACUGUGCUUAUGACUACCUGGAGAUUCGGGAUGGUAGUACAGAGUCAGAUCCUGUGAUUGGAAGGUAUUGUGGCUAUGACAGGCCUGACGACAUUAAGAGCACCUCCAACAAAUUAUGGAUGAGGUUUGUUUCCGACGGGUCCAUCAACAAGGCUGGUUUUGCAGUCAACUACUUCAAAGAAGUGGAUGAAUGCUCAAGACCAAACAACGGUGGGUGUGAGCAGCGUUGUGUGAAUACUCUGGGCAGCUAUAAGUGUGCCUGUGAGCCUGGCUAUGAGUUGGCCCCGGACAAACGCAAGUGUGAAGCUGCCUGUGGCGGGGUCCUCACCAAACUUAAUGGCUCCAUCACAAGUCCUGGAUGGCCGAAGGAAUAUCCACCCAACAAGAAUUGUAUCUGGCAGCUGGUGGCACCUGUUCAGUAUCGUAUAUCCCUGCUAUUUGACUUCUUUGAGACAGAAGGCAAUGAUGUAUGCAAGUACGACUUCGUAGAAGUGCGCAGCGGCGUCAAUUCUGAAGCCAAGCUACAUGGGAAGUUUUGUGGAGCAGAAAAGCCCGAUGUGAUCACCUCCCAGUACAACAACAUGCGCAUUGAAUUCAAGUCUGACAACACCGUUUCCAAGAAGGGUUUCCGAGCUCACUUCUUCUCAGACAAAGACGAAUGUUCGAAGGAUAAUGGGGGAUGCCAACACGAAUGUCUCAACACUUUUGGCAGUUAUGAAUGCCAGUGCCGUAGCGGCUUUGUGCUGCAUGACAACAAGCAUGACUGUAAAGAAGCUGGCUGUGAUCACAAGAUGACAACCAUCACUGCAACCAUCACCAGCCCAAACUGGCCUGAUAAAUACCCAAGCAAAAAGGAAUGUACCUGGGCAAUCACAACUACACCAGGACACCGUAUCAAACUGAUCUUCAGGGAACUGGAUAUUGAACUCCACCAAGAAUGCACGUAUGAUCACUUAGAGGUUUACAAUGGAAAAGAUGCCAGAUCUCCUGUUCUGGGACGAUUCUGUGGAUCUAAAGAACCGGAUCCUAUCAUCUCUACUAGCAACAGGAUGUUCCUCAGGUUCUUUUCAGACAACUCCAUUCAAAAGAAAGGCUUUGAGGCAACAUAUACAUCAGAAUGUGGGGGCCAGGUACGAGCGGAAGUGAAAACCAAGGAUCUCUAUUCCCAUGCACAAUUUGGAGACAACAACUAUCCUGGGGGCUCAGACUGUGAGUGGGUGAUUGUGGCUGAGGAAGGCUAUGGGGUUGAACUCAUCUUCCAAACAUUUGAGAUUGAGGAAGAGGCUGACUGUGGCUAUGACUACAUGGAGCUGUUUGAUGGCUAUGAUGGAACAGCUCCGCGUCUGGGACGUUACUGUGGCUCUGGGCCUCCAGAAGAGGUCUACUCUGCUGGUGACUCCGUGAUGGUAAGAUUUCACUCAGAUGACACCAUCAACAAGAAGGGUUUCCAUUUACGGUAUACCAGCACCAAAUUCCAGGACACGCUGCACACACGGAAGUGAUCUCUCAGCCACCCAAACUCCUUCAAGUGCGAACAAGCCUUCCGUUACUUGAGAGACAGGUUUCCACUGUUUGCAAAAAAAAAAAAAAAGACAUCUAUGGAGAAAAUUCACAUAAACUGGAAGGAGAAAUACACAGUACACCUCAGAGUGUGAAACACUCACACAAAAAUAAAGGUGCUGUCAGUUGCUCAUAUGGACUAGGCUUGGGGAAGUGGGGGAAUCCUUUCGUUUAAAAAAAGUACAUCCAUUUCUGUGCCUCCUUUCUUUCUUGAGCAGAACAUCUCCAGGACUAACCACUUUGCAGCUUCUAUCUGAGUUUUGUCUGUCUCCCCCAAUCCUGAUGGUUAUGGUUUAAAAUGAAGGCAGGCAUUUUCCUUUACAAACCCCAUAAAGCAAGUUUACCAGCAGAGAUGUCUGAAAAUGCAGAACCAAACGUAGUGGAGAGGCUACUGUGCUUGCGGAAGCUGUCUGUCUGUUGUAAUGAUGUAAUAAAUACACUUUCUUGUACUUCUAAA